Ictalurus punctatus (channel catfish) is the source of this 657-nucleotide messenger RNA. Its product is annotated as histone H2B-like. Gene Ontology annotation, molecular function: DNA binding; structural constituent of chromatin; protein heterodimerization activity. The record is from RefSeq and is a predicted model, not a curated record. The transcript has a single exon. Gene Ontology annotation, cellular component: nucleosome. Lineage: Eukaryota; Metazoa; Chordata; Actinopteri; Siluriformes; Ictaluridae. Bases 262 to 636 code for a protein of 124 amino acids.
AUGUAUAUGUGUAUAAUUUUUUUCAAGCCAAUUGUUUUUUCAUAGUGCACGUUGCACUGUAAAUACAACGGCGGGAAGGGAAACAAAGCGUAGCGGAGGAGGGAGGAGCAGUAGGAGGCGCCAUGCAGGAGGAGGUAUCGAAUUUUGGCCAAUCAAAAAAAGGUGACUUGUGUGGACGUCAUUAGCAUGUGGGUCUGUAAAUAGAGCGGGCGCGAGGCGGGCGUUAGUCAUUUUCUGUUCGUUUAUUCGACAAGCAGCAUCAUGCCCGAUCCAGCCAAGACCGCGCCCAAGAAGGGAUCAAAGAAAGCCGUGACCAAGACGGCCGGCAAAGGAGGCAAGAAGCGCAGAAAGUCCAGGAAGGAGAGCUACGCCAUCUACGUGUACAAGGUCCUGAAGCAAGUGCACCCUGAUACCGGCAUCUCAUCCAAGGCCAUGGGCAUCAUGAACUCCUUCGUGAAUGAUAUUUUUGAGCGCAUCGCCGGUGAGUCUUCUCGUCUGGCUCAUUACAACAAGCGUUCCACUAUCACCUCCAGGGAGAUCCAGACCGCCGUGCGCCUGUUGCUUCCCGGCGAGCUGGCCAAGCACGCCGUGUCCGAGGGCACAAAGGCCGUCACCAAGUACACCAGCUCCAAGUGAAGCGCGUUACCGCCGUCUUCA